Misgurnus anguillicaudatus (oriental weatherfish) is the source of this 8127-nucleotide messenger RNA. The record is from RefSeq and is a predicted model, not a curated record. Lineage: Eukaryota; Metazoa; Chordata; Actinopteri; Cypriniformes; Cobitidae.
UUUUAUCAGUAUGUGUUCACCGGGAUUUAACACUUAAUCUAUAAUUCCUAUAAUAACCUCUACUACAUUAACAUCAUCCAGCAUUAUCUACUAUAGCAGCUUUUGGCAACUUUUUAAAAGGCUGCAUCCAUCUAUCGCCUAGCCAAAGCAAUGUUUAAACAGAAAUUUGGUUUCAUGUUUGCUUUACCCUCAUACAGCUGGUAAUCAGCAUGAAGUUAUGUAUAGCUCCUAUUACAGCAGAAAACAUACUAUUGUUUACUCGAAUAAUAAGCUACAGCAGGCGUCAGAGACAAAAUCACCCUGUCAUCUAAUUUCUUUAAUAUGUGCACGAGUCAGUUACAUGUGCAUGCUUUCCUCAGCAGGACUGAGACCAUUAAUGAGAGAGACAUUGUCAGGGGCUGCUAGAAAAGAGCAGGCCAGUUGAACCAUCUCCUGAGGAGACAGGUCUCGCCCAGAGACUGAUAAAUGUUAAUCACCUGACAUUAGCAGUAAGAAGCAGGUCACAGCAAUCAACCUAGUGAAUAUGCCAAGAUGACGGCCAAGAUAUGGCGUUGCGUGCAAAUGGAGAUAGGCUAAGAAAAUGUCUGAGUGUAAAUGGGGUCAAUAUUAACUUCAUUUCUCAACAAAAGUACUUCAUAAACGCUCUGUUAGUGUGAGUCCCGUUUGCUUCAAUGAGCAUGGGCUUUUAUUUACUGCAGGCAUCUCACCGCAGCAAAUUACAAAAGCUUUUUUCUGUGAGCAUGGUUGGAAAACUCCCGACACCCUACUUAGAAUUUGGUUAAGCAAUUAAUGUGUUUGCUAAUAGGAUGGUGUAGCAUGGGUCUAAAUGCCUCUUUCUUCCCAAAUCAACACACUUCUCCCCUCUGUCCCCUUUAACUGACAGUAAUUGCUGACAUUAGCGGUAGGAGAGUCAUCAGCUACUGAUUCUGUCAAUAUCUGUAUUCAGCAUGGUGUGCGUUAGUACAAGGUUAAAGCCGUGUUUAACAGAACCAUGCUGCGGGUAUAUCUAACACCCAAACUGUAACACCAUUUUACAUCGGUCAUAUAAAGAAAAGAUUGUGACAGUGAGAGUUAUUUUUAUUUUAUGUGUGUUUUGGAGGAAAAUAUGCUAAUAAAGAGAAUAGAUUUCAAUCUUUUUCAAGAGAAUAACGUUUUUCAUGGGCAUGCAAUAAAGAGUUCUUAUACCCAGGAGCAAAGAUACCUUACAAUCAUUUUCAUGCUCCAUUACAGUAUCUUACAUUACAGCUCUAAAGAUGAACUCUUAUUGGUUACAGAAUAUUCUUUACAUUAUGUAUGAUGAUUUUAGUUAUAAAACAGUGAAUCACAAAAAAUGAUUUUAGCUGAGGUUUAACCGACUGGGUCACAUUUAAUAUAUUUUUCCUUUACAGUUUUUGGCUUCUAUUUUCAUUAAACAAACUUUUGUGAUAUCCCAAAUGUCCCCUUUUUUAAGAUUAGGCUUAAAGAAGCAUGACUGUAUGGUGGAUAUUGAGUGGGUCGUGUCAUUGCAAAGAUAAGUGGAAGAUCAAUUGUGUUUUUCAACGACUGAUUCUUACAGUUACAUUACAUUUGUUCACCACACUUUUUAAUAUUUUAUAUUAGUAUUUCAAAGUAAUCAUUUUUAAUGGAUUUAGUGCUAGGGAACCCCUUUAAAAGUUUAAUUUAAUAAUAAAUAUUUUGCUUUGUUUUAAACAGGUUGUUGACGCCCUUCAUCUUUAUCAGUGCUGCUGACCAAUGGCAAACCUGUGUUGAGUCAACGUGAUGAACCUGACACGCGCCCAACUGAGAUGAAAGCCGCCCGUAUCAUCUCGUAGAUGAUUUGUCGAUGGGAGUUGCGAUCAUCGGAUCCCACUGAGGUCUUACGUUGUCUUCUUCAUCCUCGAGCAACUUCAGAGAAGUGAAGAUGAUGAUGCUUCUCAGCCCAGCUGGGCUUGUGUUAUUUAUGCUUUGCAGAGUUGUCGACAGCAGGAUGCUGCUGGACGGAUUGCAGAGAUUUGGCACCAGUCCUACGUACCUUCCGGUCCGAUACCAGGUACUGAACGCAGAGUCAGCCUUCUUCCUAAAGGAGGCCAACCAGGACAUUAUGAGAAACUCCAGCCUGCAGGCUCGUACAGAACUUUUCUUCAUCCAGCAGGCCAGAAAGACUCCUUCUGUAAAUGCCAGUUACGGACCUUUGUUUGUGGAACAGCCGGUGCCCGUUGAGCUUCUGGGGCCGGGACUUUUCAACAACCCUGCAUCUACAUCCUCGUCAUCUUCAUCCUCCCCCCUUUUUAGUUUUAACUGGAAAGUCCAGACUUUCAUUAUCAGCGAGCGAAUACACCCCAGCUGGCCGAAGGUGCAGGUCCUCUUCUACGUAGUGGGCCGAGACUGGGAUGACUACAGUGCCGUGGACAGAUUGCCCUGCGUCAGGAUGUUUGCUUUCCACGAGACCCAAGAAGUAAGAGGAACUUGCCGUUUGAAAGGGGAACUCGGACUGUGUGUGGCAGAGCUGGAGCCGUUGGCGAGCUGGUUCAGUCCGCCUAGCAUCAUACCGGGUCGACAGAAAACACCUGAACAGGUGGAAGGCACCCCGGUGGAGUUGUAUUAUAUGUUACAGUCCACAGAUACCGGCGAAUGUAGCUCAGAGGACUCCCGCAAGACCAAUUCUAUCCGCCCUGGGCAGAUGGGCCCGGCUGGUUACUUCUCAGGACCUACACCCAUGCGCAGGAUCGGCAGCGUACGGCUGUUUCAGCCGCUCUCUGAGUUUCGUCUGGACAAUAACUUUGUGGUGAUGGUGCCCUCCAGACCCAUCAGGCAGAGAGAGACAGUGUCGGCUUUUCUUGCGGUCUCCACUCUUUCUUCUGUCGAGAUCUUCACUUUGAAGGUCAGUCUGAAGGACGGUGUGGCAUUUUUGGGGGCGAGAGCUAGCAACCCCGUUCAGUGGACAAUCAGUCAGGACGUACGGAGCGAGGGACACAGAGUGGUCACCCUGCACUGCCGCAGAAAGGAGGCCAACUUUGGAAAAAGGGUGGAGGCAGGCUUCCAGAAGGUUCUCCAGGUGGAUUUGGAAGUAAACGGGUUGCUGGAUCCUCUGGGCAGUCGCUCUGUGACUUGGCAGAUCGAGUACCCCAUCUCUCGAACCCUCUCAGAAGAAAUUCAAACCCUCAUCCGGCUGGCACCACAUGACCUCGGGGGCAUCGUGCCAGUGGCUAUGGAAACAGAAAUCCUUAACACUGCAGUGCUCACGGGAAAGACCGUUGCCAUGCCAGUGAAGGUGGUCACCGUUGGAACCGAGGGUACGGUGACCGACGUGACAGAAUCGGUGGAGUGUCGCUCGACAGAUGAAGAUGUGGUUAAGGUGUCUGAAAGGUGCGAUUACGUGUAUGUCAACGGUAAGGAGACGCGUGGAAGAGUGAGGAUGAUGGUGAACUUCACCUACAGUUACCUGAGCUCUCAGCUGGAGAUCAGUGUCUGGACGCCCCGGCUACCUCUGCAGAUCGAGAUGUCCGAUCCGGAGCUCAGUCAGAUCAGGGGCUGGAGGGUUCCUGCAGAUACUGCCAGCCAGAGAUCCGGGCCAGGAGAAGAUGAUGUGGAUGAAACGGUGAGGAAGGAUCGGGGCUGUGGUCCACAGUACCAGAGCACCACCGUCCGUGUCCUCACACACUUUGAGGCAGAACCGGAGGAGUGGCAGGGCCAGCCAGACUUCCUCCUGGGCAGCGAUUGGCAGGUGGAUGUUACAGAGUUGGUGAGGGAUUCGUUAAAGGUGGAAGAUGAACGUGUGGCCAGGCUCUCGGAAGAACAGGUCCUCAUCGGUCUGAACACAGGCACCACUAAAAUCCAGGUGAAGUCUCCGUUGUCCGACUCGGUUCUGGCUGAGAGGAUUAUCCGGGUUGUGGAUGAUAAAGUCAGUAUUACAGAGUUGGGAGUGCAGCUGGUCUCCGGUCUUUCAUUGAACCUCCAGCUCAGCCCGGGAAGCAACCGGGCCAUCGUCGCCACAGCUACCACACAGGAGACCAUGCACAACCCCAAUCAGGAGUCUCUUGUCAGCGCAUGGCUUCAGUUCAGUGACGGCUCCAUGACCCCACUUGACCUUUACAACCCUGCUCAUUUCGUCCUAACGGCGACCUCGCUGGACGACCAGGUGCUGUCUGUGAAAAAAGACAACAGGUGGAGGCCGGUGGUGGUGGCUAAGGGUGAAGGGCAGGGCCUGCUGGUCCGGGUGGAGAUGUACGGACCGGAAUCGUGCCUGAAAACUAAACGCCGCACAGUUCUGGCUGCGGGCAACGCGAACGUCCACGUGAAGUUCAGCCGUGGUGAGGAAACAGGAAACAGUGCGAGUGACAGGAGAUACAGACCCAAUGCCCCAUAUUAUGGAGGAUCUAUCUCCGAUAUGGAUGCUGGAAUAAUGAGCAGAGGAGCGACCACCAUCAAGACCGGCAUUUCCGGGAAAGCCAGCGGUGAUAGGCUUUCAACCGGCGACAUUCCAGUAGAUUUCGCCGAGUUCCCAGCCCAAGCAGACCUUCCCACUGGACGCAACAUGGAGGAGGACCUUCUGCAGACCCGUCGUGGCCUCACCGACCUAGAGAUAGGCAUGUACGCCCUACUAGGGGUCUUCUGCCUGGCCAUCCUUGUAUUUUUAAUCAAUUGUGUUUCAUAUGCCUAUAAGUACCGUAACAAACAGCUCCCAUUGGAGGGCCAGGAGACCAUGGCUCACGCCCAUGACUGGGUUUGGUUGGGCCAUGAUGCUGAGCUGUUGGAAAGCCAAGCAGGGUUGUGUUUAGACCAGGAGGAACUAGGUGGCACCAUGGACUCCGGGUUGGGUCUGGAAGAAGGCAGCCAGCUUCUCAACGGUCUGUCAGCUCAGAAGAGUGUGCAAGGACAGGUCCACAGGUCCAUAUCUGACUCUGGAUGUGCUGGACGGGAUCACAAGAGCGAAUCGUUGAACUCGCCCACCACCAAAAGAAAACGGGUGAAGUUUACCACUUUUAGCCACAGCAAACCCAGCAAUGGAUGCCCAUCUAUAAGCCCGCUUCUGAUUGGUCAGAAUGACAUCAAAUGGGUUUGCCCAGAUAUUGAGCUCGGGGACUCCAAAGAGCUCCGAAAUUAUAUGGAAAGGUUAAAUGAGAACGCUACUAAAAAUAUUGCAUAGUGAGGGUUGUAGUUAUUUAUUUAUGUAUUUUUCGGACAAGUGUAGCUCACCCAUAUGCCUUCUGGGUUAGGUGGCGAUGGUUUGGGGGUGGGGGGUGUGUUGGCCUGACUCUACUGCACUCAGACAGACCCACAUCUCACCAUGAAAAGACAAGCCAUUCAUCUGGUCUUGUUUCCAUGGCAACUGUCAUGAGGGUUCAUCAUCAGGAUAGAAGGAAAACAGAGAUGGCUAUGAAACUACUGAGGAUGUAAAACCAUGAGAACAUUGGAGUGUGAGAUAUUGUUGCUAUAUUUUCGCUUGCCGAGGAUAUUUCAUUUUUAUAUUACAAGUUUUGUUUUCCUUAACACACUGAAUGCUUGCUGGUGGCAUACUUUCUAGUAAGUGGAUAACAAACUACGAAACAACGAAGAGUUGACAGUUAAACAUAUCAGUAGCAGGCUGGAAACUGAAGCAUUUCCAUAAUGAUGAUGAUGAUGAUGAUGGGAGACCACAUUUUGUAAAAUUUUACAUAUUUUUAUACAUCUCCCCUCCUUGUCCACGUUUGUCUCUAGCUACUUUAUUUCUCCAAAGUCUUAACUUACAUAUGUAAAUGCAUGUGAAUUCAAAAUUCAAGGACAAAUAUUUUGGGACUUUUGUCCAGCAACAGCGUGUGAAUGAUCAUGUAUAUACUGUAAAGCAGAGACUUCUGGGAAACGGGCAGACAAAUGACCCUCCACGAGCUGUUGAGCAAAUUGUAUUGUUGUAGGUAGUGUUAUCAAUAUUGUAUAAUACGUUGUUUACAGUAUUAGAAUGAUAGAUGGUAUGCACUCCAAUUGCUUUUGUAUGUGCGCCAAAGCUGUGCAUUGCCUCUUUGUCAAACUUUUUCGUUUUUUUUUCUUUGUCUUUCGGUUUUGCUUUGCUGUUUUUUAAUGUACAGAGCACAUGUAGCAAACACUUGCAACCAAGGCUUUGAAUCGGUUCAUGGAACGAAAACAAAAACCAGAAACUUUGAUGUUUUGCAAGGAACAGAAACGAAAUCAGAAACUUAUGUUCCGGAACAGAAUCGUUUAUUUAAAAUAAUGGUAACCGGUUAAUUCCGUUAUUUUUUUUGUUCUUUGACAAGAUUUCUGUGCAAUAUGACUCGAAGUUCACUUCCGGUCGUCGUUGACUCAUCUGAGAAAUGAGAAGCUUGCCACCAGCAAGUAGCCUACUUAACCCAAGUCUCUAAUGCUCAAUCAUAAGAGGUAAAUAUUGUAGGCUACCAAGUAUCUCAAGAUGUUGUUGUUUUAAUACUAAUUAGUGGUGUAAUGGAUCGCAGUUGAUCCGUGAUCCGUACAGUUCACGACCCACAGUUCGGCUCACAUGCGAUUCAUGGAUUAAUAAGCAAAUUUAAAUAGAGUGAAAGUUGCAGAGACGCAUAUGCGGUUGAAUGUUUCCGGUCCAACUCCAAUCAAACGUGAUUAUCCCUAUGCCCUUCAAAGAUCAGAACUCUUGAUGUAAAAACUUGAGAAAGAGUUGCGCUACUGUGUCUCAUACUGUAGUCCAUUAAAAUACAUUUAGCAAAAAAAGCACUGAAAAACAACGUAAUUUUCACUUUAUGUGGAGAGACUAUUUAUGCUGCAUCUUCUUUCCGAUGCGCCUUUUGGAAUUCAUCCUCCGUCUGUGUGUGUGCGCGUGUUUAAGUGCACUCAAAAGUGCAUACACGGAGAGACGCUUUUCAAAAAGCAAGCGAACAAUCUAUCUGUUCUUGACAGGACACAUACAAACAAAAUGAUCUCGAAAUACCACAGUAUUCUUUUUCUAAUAAAAACAUUUGUUUAUGUCUUAAGUGUAUGUAUAUAUGAGGGUCCGUGCUUAUCUUAAAGAGACAGUAACCUCAAUUAACAUAUGUAGACUAAUAAUUUAAGUUUAAUGUCGUAAUGAUCAGCCUACUUAUUUGUAUGUCCCACAGCUGACAUGGAACAUAAUUAACCGGUUCGGGAACUUUAUUUUUUGUUCUAACCAGUUCAGGAACGUCAAUUUUAGGGUUGAACCGAAAAACGGAAACGUUAAAUACUGUUUCUGUUCGGAACAAACCAAUUGGAGAAAAAUCUGGUUCAAAGCCCUGCUUGCAACUCCUUGAACAGGUAAAAUUUCAUCUAUUCAAUUAAACAUCCCCAUGACUAACCUAAAGCUUAGGUUAAAGUUGAUUGGAUUGGGUUAGUUUGGCAUUUAAUCCUCAGGUACACUCUUAAAAAUAAAGGUGCUUCACAAGAACUUUUUUUGGUUCCACAAAGAACCAUUUAGUCAAAGGUUCUUUUUUGAUACAUUUUUAUAAUCUGAAUAACCUUUUUUCACCAUUAAGAACUUCAAGUUGCUUCAGAUGUUAAAGGUGCUUUAAAGAACCAUUUAGACAAAAAAGGUUCUUCUAUGGCAUCGUGAAGCAUUUUCAUUUUUAAGAGUGUAACGUGAAUAAUGCACAAGACAAUUUUACAACUAAACAUAUUGAUUAAACACAUAUGUAUUAGUGUUCCUCAGUGUUUUUAACUGUUAACCCGUAGCCAUUUAGUCUACAGGUGAGUUAAAUUAUUUCAUAGUUUUAUUUUAAAGGGAUAGUUUAUUCUGUCAUUAUUUUCUCAUAGUACGAGAAACAAAUAUUAUGGAAGUAUUGUGAUAAAUAUGAAGAAGAUAUGCUGAUAAAUGAUGGGCACACAGUUGACGGUACCCAUUAAAUUCCAUCAUAUUUGUUUUUCCUACUAUGGAAGUCAAUGGUUACAAUCAGCUGUGUGCUUACCAUCAUUUAUUAAAUUAUCUUCUUUUGUGUUCAUCAGAAAAAAAUAAUUUCAUACAGGUUUAGAACAACAUGAGGAUGAGAAAAUAAUGACAAAAUUUUCAUUUUUGGGUAGAUUGUUAGGCAACUAAUUUCUCAAGAAAUGUGUGUUGGAUGAAAAUCCCUAAAAACUGUAUUAUUAUAUAUGUUAUGGGAUUUUUUGCUGUUUCCGGUUCAACCUGUAUCUUUUUUAUUAAAACAAAACAGAAAAGUA